Molecule: messenger RNA, 2449 nt
Organism: Mytilus californianus (California mussel)
Lineage: Eukaryota; Metazoa; Mollusca; Bivalvia; Mytilida; Mytilidae
Product: myb-like protein I
Exons: 7
Coding region: 26-1747 (573 amino acids)
Source: RefSeq, a predicted model, not a curated record
AGAUGAAAACAAGGUCCGGUCAAAUAUGGACAAGGACGACGAAGAUUCCAUCGAUUCGAUUUUAACCGAAAUUGAAACAUCAUUGCAAUCGACCUACCCAGAAACUGGUGAGAAUGAAAAUCAGGUAUUAAGUGCUUACUAUGAAGAUCUACGCACAGUCGGAUAUGGACGAAAGGACGAUGCGUCUUUCAUAUUAACUUAUAACAAUCCAUUUGACCCACGACUGACCUUUCAUGGACUCGGGGAGCAUGUUCACUGCCCAGAUGUCAAAGAUGAGAAAUACAAAGCAGAACUGACAGAGAAUGUCUUUCUUGCUUUAGACCAACCUAGUCAGCUUAUGGACAAAUACUUGAACGGAUAUAGGGCUUAUGUUCGGGGAUUAAGUGGUUCUCCUGGGUCUGGAGACUGGGCGGACAGAAGUAUAGAAUGCAAGAGGUUAUAUGAAAGGAUUUCCUCAGACGCUGUCAAGUCAAUAUGGUCUGAAAACACAGAAAAAACAAAAAAUCCUACCAAUAGUACUGUUGCAAAUAAAUUUGACAACGCUUCUGUCACUCAGACUAACCAGCAUUGUCGACCAAAGACCACAAAAACUAGACUAACAAUGAGACAGAAGAAAGAUUCCGGCAACUUUACAAGAAAUGUAGCAUAUGCAGACACAGGAAUACCUGGAAAAUUAAUUGAAGGUUGUGUAUCAACCGAAGAUGAACAUAAAAGUCAAAGCAAUGCAGGAAAAAAUGGUGAUAAAAAAAGAACCAAUCAACCAUCCAAAUUCGGUAUUAAAGACACUAUGUAUGAACAUUCAAAAACAUUAAAACCUAUUGUUCAAGAUCAGAGAGAAUUGACAAACAGUUGGGCUGGUUUGUUUAAGAAAGGAAGCAACCAAACAUCAAAUAACAGCACUGGAUCAAAUAUAGAAGAUGAAGAAAUACAAAGAAUAGAUGGCAUGCAUGAUGGUACUGAAAACAAGAUUGAAACACACGAGACAACAAAGGCUAUUUCCUAUGGACCUAAUAUCAAUAAUGACAACUAUAACCGUCAACAGAACAUAAAGAACAACACGAAUCUAAUCUAUACACAUGUACAAAACCCUAUCCUGCCAAAUCCUUAUCAUAGGAAUAAUGAAUUCCAAGGACUUCAGCCUCAAUCACAAGAUCAAAAUUCCUGGUCACAUCAAAGUUUCAGACCAGAUCAUUAUACCACAACUUAUCCAACAAGCCAACUAUGGACAGAUCAGAACCAACCAAGUCAGCAGCAACAACUAUGGCAUGACCAAAACUCCUACCAACAAUUACCAAACAACCAUAACACAUCAACAAAAAUUCAACCUCCACCAGGAUUUAAUCAACAGCUGGUACAUCAACCAGGGCUGGUAAAUCAAAGAACCAAUUUUCAAACUGAUCUUCAACCAACAGGAAUGUACCAAAAUGUACAGGAUGUCAGUGAACAACAAUCCUUUUUAUAUAACUUGCAACAAUUUGUCCAGCAACCACCAACCCAAAUACAGAACCCAAUAAACAGGUACCAAUAUUUUCCAGGACAGCAGAAACCUCAGUUUAUGUACAACGGCAACUGGAAUGCCAACAAUAACAACGCAGAUGAUGAUGAAAUCAGUAAUACUGUGCACUACAGUAGUACGGAAACAAUGGGAGAGGAAAUAUAUAGAAAAGAACAUAGGGACAGGCCUAGAUGCAAGACCAGAAAUAUUCGAGCCAACUUGAUAAGAAUAUAUCCCUCUAAAAACAAGUAGGCACAAAGGACACAAAGGGAGGAGAAGAGGCGGUGUUUUUUAAACAUUCAAAAUACCAUCUAAGAUUUAUUUGGCAUAUGGUUCUUGCCAUUUUGCUUCAAAAGACUAUGAACUCAAAAUACGAAUCUACUUAUAUUUUAUUUUCAUACGUUUAUAUGUUAAGACUUGUUUUGUUUUUUUCAUUAAAUCUUUAAAAAGUAUGGUAUUAUUGUAGAUCUCUUGAGCAUUCACCCAUUCUGUCUUACAAAAUUACCAAAUUAACUAAUCAACCACGUUUGUUUGUGGUCUUGUUAGUUAAUCAUAAAAAGAAAGUAAAAGUAAAUGACAAAUUAAAAAUGAUAAAAAAUUAAGUGAGAUGAUGAACAAUGACCUCUCACUAGAACAUUCAGCCCACUCAAAAUGAAAACAACAAAUUCUGUUUCAAAUAUUUAUGUUGAGAUUUUAUAAACAUUGUGUAAAAUAAUGCAUUUAUAUUAUUGUCAUAGCAUACAACAUUUCUUAACCCUUUCCCUUUCACACCGGUACAGCUUACCGGUGAAGCAAAUUUUAAGAUAUUUUUUGGGCAUUUAGUCUUGUUCCAUCGUCAUUUGCUGACGUACAGAUAUGGGUAAGGGCUCAAAUCAAUCCUCAGGAUACCAGCAAUAUGAUUGAAUGUGCAUCAAACUUCUAUCAUUAUCAGUUCAUAGUAAAUUCGCCUCUUAC